Messenger RNA from Manihot esculenta (cassava), 1179 nucleotides. Its product is annotated as S-type anion channel SLAH4. Gene Ontology annotation, cellular component: membrane. Bases 1 to 1179 code for a protein of 392 amino acids. Gene Ontology annotation, biological process: transmembrane transport; intracellular monoatomic ion homeostasis. The transcript is spliced from 3 exons. The record is from RefSeq and is a predicted model, not a curated record. NCBI's taxonomy places the organism in Eukaryota, Viridiplantae, Streptophyta, Magnoliopsida, Malpighiales, Euphorbiaceae. Gene Ontology annotation, molecular function: voltage-gated monoatomic anion channel activity.
AUGCUUGUGCCCACUGCCAAUCCAUAUAGGAUAACAGCAGAAUUUGUGGUAAUGGCAGAAGCAAAUUCUAAUAAACCACCAAUUAAGAUCAUAAUCGAUACUUCACUUGCCAACAGCGUCAAGCCAUCGCAAUCUUCCAUUUUAACUAGGUUCCAUGCAGGCUAUUUCCGAAUAACCCUUUCUCUUGGCAGCCAAGCAUUACUUUGGAAGAUCCUGAUGACUAAGCCUAUUAACAAUGACGAUUCACGUGAUGCAUGGCUCAUAUUUCGCAAGUUUUCUUUCACUGCUUUUCUCUUGCUAUGGUGGCUGACCCUUGUAACUCAAUUUUCUCUCUCUAUUCUAUACCUCCUCAAGUGUUUCUUUCACUUCAACAUGGUGAAGGCAGAGUUCUUGCAUUAUAUAGGAGUGAACUUCUUCUACUCUCCUUGGAUUUCUUGGCUUCUUUUGCUUCAAUCAUCACCCUUGGCUGUUUCCAACCCUAUUCCCUAUCUUGUUCUUUGUUGGGGUUUUAGUAUUCCUAUUCUGAUGCUUGAUGUAAAGCUGUAUGGGCAGUGGUUUACCACAGAGAGGAGGUUUCUGUCCACCUCAGUUAAUCCAACCAGCCAACUAUCGGUGAUAGGAAACCUAGUGGUUGCAACAGCAGCAGCACAGGGAGGGCAUAGGGAAGGUGCAGUGUGCAUGCUCUCACUAGGGAUGGUGCAUUAUUUAGUGCUGUUUGUCACUCUUUAUCAGCGUUUUCCAGGCAACAAAAGUUUUCCAGCAGUGUUGAGGCCUGCGUUCUUCCUGUUCUUUGCUGCACCAAGCAUUGCGAGUUUUGCUUGGAAAUCCAUGUCAGGAGCUUUUGAUACCCCGUCAAAGAUGCUGUUCUUUCUCUCUUUGUUCCUUUUCUUGUCUUUGGCUUGCAGGCCAACUCUUUUCAAUAAAUCUAUUAGAAAAUACAAUGUUGCGCGGUGGAGUUACUCUUUCUCACUAACGUUCCUAGCUCUAGCCUCUUCUCAAUAUGCAAAAGAGGUCCAAGACCAUGGAGCAUUCAUACUGAUGUUAGUGUUAUCUGCACUCUCCGUUAUGGUUCUCCUCGGCCUAAUACUACUCACUGUACUCAAUACAGAUUGUCUUCUCCAAGAAAAUGAUCCCAUACUGAAACUUGUUAACAAUUCAGGACUUAAACGAUGCAGAUAG